GACAAAACACUGCACAUCCAAUGGAUUAAUAAAUGACAGUAGCUGCUAAUCAUUUCAACCACUAAAAACCGAUUUGAUUAUCAAAACGGAUAUUCGUGACGUUUUUUAGUUUUUUUUGUUCCCAGGCUAUAUAUUUGUGUCGGUGUCCACAAAUGACUGUCCUUCUAAAAUUGGUGUUUUCAGGUCUGAAUAACUAAACUAGCUAGCUAGUUUGCUAGCUACCCAAUGCUAGCUGCUUAGCUGAUACAUUUCUGUGACCUAAUUUAGCUAACGUUAGCUGGCUACUUAGCGAUACAAAAUGUGUUGAAAAUUAAGCUUUGGUUUGGUUUCUGUGGUUAAAAAUAAUAUUGUUUUUGUGUGUCGUCAUUAGCAUUGCCGGGAUGUGUUUACUUAUUCCUUUGCAGGCACGACUUUACGCUUUGAAUCAUUUGGCUGUACUAACGUUAGCAGUAGAAGGUCAAUAUUGUUGAUGACAGCUAACUAUAGUGGAAUACUUCUCAACAAACCGCCUAUGCGCAAUGAGAUGUAAAGCUACUGUUAGGCUAUUCGAUAUGAGAUGUAAACAGAGUGGGAGCUUCAGCUAUCCAGAUUCACAGUUGCUCAUUAGUUAGCUAGCUAGUCAUUAGCUAACAGGAAAAGUAGCCAUACCCAGUGUUGGCUGAAGUUAACUUUACUCGAUUCUCUCCAACAAUGAUUAAGUCGAUCACUACGAAAACACCUCAAUAAUAACAGCCAAUACUUGGAAAUAUGGAUUUCAUGUGGACUUCAGCCAUACUACAAAAUCACCUGAUUCUACUUUCAAAAUAACCUUUUCAGACGACCGUCUUAAUUUCAGAUUUUUGCUGACAGGAUAACUUUCAUGUUUUGUUUUGGAGAGUAGGGGUUGGCUUUGGAUCAAUUGUAGAUUUUUGCAUGUGUUAUAGUUAAUUUUUUUCCAAAUAAUAUCCUCUCACAGUAGAAAAUGAAUGGCCUAUCUGUCAGUGAGCUAUGCUGCCUGUUCUGCUGCCCUCCCUGUCCGAGCCGUAUUGCCGCCAAGCUUGCCUUCCUGCCUCCUGAGCCUACAUAUUCCCUCUUGCCGGACCUCGAUGGAUCUGCAGCCCCAGGGACAGCAGGGUCAGCGGGGCUGAGAUCCAGGGGAGGGGUACCUGGAGCAGCUGUAGGGGGUUCAGGCAGCACUGGUCCUGCAGAGGGAAAAUGGAAGCUCCACCUGACAGAGCGAGCUGAGUUUCAGUACUCCCAGAGAGAGCUGGAUGCUACAGAGGUGUUCUUCACCCGCUCCAGCCGUGGCAAUCGAGUGGGCUGCAUGUACAUCCGCUGUGCCCCCACCGCCAGGUUUACAGUGCUGUUCUCCCAUGGCAACGCGGUGGACUUGGGCCAGAUGAGCAGCUUCUAUAUCGGCCUGGGCACACGCAUCAACUGCAACAUCUUCUCCUACGACUACUCCGGCUAUGGUGUCAGCACGGGCAAGCCUUCCGAGAAGAACCUCUACGCUGACAUUGAAGCCGCCUGGCAGGCCCUGCGCACACGAUAUGGCAUCAGCCCAGAGAACAUAAUCCUGUAUGGGCAAAGCAUUGGCACCGUUCCCACGGUCGACCUGGCAUCACGGUAUGAGUGUGCCGCUGUGGUGCUCCACUCCCCCCUCACCUCUGGCAUGCGGGUGGCCUUCCCAGACACCAAGAAGACAUACUGCUUUGAUGCUUUCCCCAACAUUGAGAAGGUGUCUAAGAUCACGUCACCGGUGCUGAUCAUCCACGGGACUGAGGACGAGGUGAUCGACUUCUCCCACGGUCUGGCUCUGUUCGAGCGCUGUCCCAAGGCCGUGGAGCCACUUUGGGUGGAGGGGGCGGGACACAACGACAUCGAACUGUACAGCCAGUACCUGGAGCGCCUGCGCCGCUUCAUUGGCCAGGAGCUGGCCGUACAGCAUGCCUGAACACCCCCACACCGCCUCCAGGCUCCAACCCUCCUCUGGCUCCCCUCUGUUCCUCUGGGUCUAAGUGGGUCAGGAGGAAUGGAUGGCUGGGCUCUCAGAAUGAAUGAUCCUUCACCUUUUGGGGCGACUUUGUCUGGAUGCUCGGCAGCCCUGUCUUUUAGUUGUUUUCCUAUUUUUCUGUCUCUGUCACCUGUCAUUAAUCCUGGUCAGAGAAUCUAGUCCACCUCCCGCCCCUUGGACAGUGCAAGAAUGCACCCAGGCAUGGAGGGCUCUCUACCUUCUGCCUGUUUUAUUUCUGUCUGUCCAAAGCCCCUCUAUUACCCCAGGCAUGGAGGGCUCUCUACCUUCUGCCUGUUUUAUUUCUGUCUGUCUAAAGCCCCUCUAUUACCCCAGGCAUGGAGGGCUCUCUACCUUCUGCCUGUUUUAUUUCUGUCUGUCUAAAGCCCCUCUAUUACCCCAGGCAUGGAGGGCUCUCUACCUUCUGCCUGUUUUAUUUCUGUCUGUCUAAAGCCCCUCUAUUACCCCAGGCAAAAACAACCUCAAACAGGCUAGGUGUUCUAAACACAUGUACUGUUUAUCAUCUUCUGAGACAUUUACACAUGAUUCAAUUUUAACUAACAACCCUAACAUGGGCAAAUCAUUGAGUAAUGAAAGUCUGUUUUGAGCACUGACAUUUUGGUAUUUAAUUUGAAUGGGGAAUGUGUAUUUCUCUUUUCUAACACAACGAUGACACUGAGCCACUACUUUACAAAUCCUGUGGUGUUGAUGUAUGAGUAUAACUGUCCUAUUUGAAAGCAGGUUUGUUGCUAAUGUUUCUUGUGGAAUCUUUUUUCUUUGCUCUCUUCUCUUUCUCUCCUCCUGUCUCUUCCUCUCUGUCUCAUUUUCAGUUAAGCUGUCAGAUUAAUAGUCCAUGUCUAUGAAUAAUUUCUUUCAUAGACAUAAAUCUUACGUUUUUAUAAUUAUUAAGCAUGGUUUAAUUUUUAUCUAAAAAGUGAUUAGAGCAAAAAUCAUUUUUAAAAAGUUGCUGAAUAUUGCUUUGGCUAAAGUCCAAAAUCUCUCUGCCAAAUUAAUUGUUUCAAAAGCAUCAUUAAGUCGCUAACAUCUCUCUAAGAUGUGAUUGAUUUCUAACUCGGCAACCACUCUCAUGUUUCACUCCCUGAUUCAUAUUCUACAGUAGUUGUACUGCAAUUGAUGUUAUGGACAUGUGAGUUUACCUUUAGAACACAAACUAAGUCCUGCCACGUUCUCUGAGUUAAGGAGGCAUUAGUUGGCCUUUACUCACACGGAACUCAAUUCACAUCUUACUGGGUUUCUAUAUGGGAUGUUUUCCAAAGGCUUUUUAAAAUAUUUGUACGUGAUUUAGAGUUGUACAUAUUCAAUUUCACUUUAGUUAUUUCAUCCCUCUAAAAACACAAAAUCAUUGUAAAUUACUAGGCUUAUGCUGGUAAUGGCCAUUCACAAGGUAAAUUGGGUCAGGGCAGUUGAGAUUAAGCUGGUUGGGUGGAUGGAGUUUUAACUGAACUUGCUGCUAAAGAUGAGGGUCAAAUGGAUUGAAAAGGGUCAAACCCUCCACAUCCAUUGUAUACAUUAAUGCUGCUUAGUUUGAGGGGAAAUGUUACAGUCAUACAUGUUAUUUUACGCUGUACAGUGGAAUGGAUCCAGUGAUGUACAGUACUCUCUGCUGGUGUCAUGUUGCAUGUUUGAUUGGUUGCUCUUUUGCUUCAUUUUAGGGGUAAAAGCACAUCAUUAUAACACUAGUAGAGCUAUGGAAUGAGAUGUGCUUUAAUUUAUUAUUCACUAGGUUUAUUUCCAGCAGGCUCCCUUUUCAGCUCCAACUAGCCCUUUUCACUGACUUUCUACUGUUGCCACACUAUUUCAGACAGACUUAAGAUUCCACAAUUUCUGACCGACUGUGUGAAAGUCGACCGAAUGCCCAACUUCUCUGGCAUACAGGGUCCACCACCACUCACAGGAUAGUGGAGGUCCUUUGUUUGGGUUGGGUUUUGGGGGAGUCAGGAUUACUUGUACACAGCAACCAAAUUUUAACAGUAAAUGUUCUGUCUUGAACAAAGCAUACCUCUUAUAUUGGUAUGUUCAUCAGAACCAAAGAAAGUCCUUCAUCACCCAUAGUACUUGGGUUUAUUGUCCAUCACCACAUAAACAGUUAGGGAACAAAAGUUGUGCGCCCUGAAUCAGCCAGGAUAUGCUCUUGUUCAAGCUGCUUAUAGUUUGGUUUGGGACAGCUUAGGCGUGUUUACUCUCUAUUAUGGACGAUUGUAUGGAGAAUACAAGCAAUACAGCAGAUUUGUGUGUCUGGGUGGCCUGAGAUAGGAGUGUGAGUAGCAGAUGAUGGACUGUACUUCGAGUGUGAGGAGUUCCAGACACACAUUCAGAGCUUUUGUUUAAAGAAACUAAGUUAUAGAAAUGUAUUUUUUAUUCAAAUGUAUUUACUAUAUUACAUUGUUUAUUUUUUUGCUGAGGGUUAGGAUCCAAGUGUAAGAUGGGGGUUGGUAUGUUAUUGUAUCCAGUUAUGCAUUGUUUAUUAUUUACAACUUUGUUAUAUUUAGUUUAAAAUGUUGUUUUCCUCACCCCCCCCCCCCC
Salvelinus namaycush (lake trout) is the source of this 4534-nucleotide messenger RNA. RefSeq names its product abhydrolase domain containing 17A, depalmitoylase b (gene abhd17ab). Lineage: Eukaryota; Metazoa; Chordata; Actinopteri; Salmoniformes; Salmonidae. The transcript is spliced from 5 exons. Gene Ontology annotation, molecular function: palmitoyl-(protein) hydrolase activity. The coding region runs from base 962 to 1933 and encodes 323 amino acids. Gene Ontology annotation, cellular component: plasma membrane; endosome membrane. Gene Ontology annotation, biological process: protein depalmitoylation. The record is from RefSeq and is a predicted model, not a curated record.